AUGAGUCUAAAGCAGAUUUUGAAGUCGGCGGCGCUCAAGGGAGUGACAGAGGAGAGGGAUAGGAUCUUCGGGCACUUUCUCAACCCGACGGGGCAGAGAUCUCCUCACAAAAUCCUUCGAAAGAAGCUGAUCAGCGAUAAGGUGGCAGAGUGGUACCCGUACGACAUCAAGAAGGAUGACCCCCUGGUGAUGAGGAGGCUCGAGCACGAGCACCUGGUGAAGCUCGAGAUGAUGAAGGGCCCACCCAAGAAGGGACAGGGCAAGCAUGCCGUUAAGCACAACAAAUAAACACUGGAUGCAUUUUGGGUAGGUGAUGCU
Nymphaea colorata (pocket water lily) is the source of this 318-nucleotide messenger RNA. RefSeq lists its product as uncharacterized. The record is from RefSeq and is a predicted model, not a curated record. The transcript has a single exon. The coding region runs from base 1 to 288 and encodes 95 amino acids. Lineage: Eukaryota; Viridiplantae; Streptophyta; Magnoliopsida; Nymphaeales; Nymphaeaceae. Gene Ontology annotation, cellular component: mitochondrion.